Cladocopium goreaui is the source of this 1980-nucleotide messenger RNA. NCBI's taxonomy places the organism in Eukaryota, Dinophyceae, Suessiales, Symbiodiniaceae. The record is from the annotation of a GenBank genome assembly.
AUGGUGCCGUGGCGCCGUGCCGCGGCCUGCGCGUUCGCACUGCUGGCGGAUGCGGAGCGCCCGAGGCCGGCGCCACGGGUGUUGCUGUCCAGACCCAGACAGGCGGCAGGUGCGAGAUACUAUCCCGUCCGCCAGCUGCUGGAUUGUGAAGGGUCCAACUUUUCAACCCCCUGGCGAAGCUUCCGCGAGAAGGUCGCGGCCAAUGCACGGGAAGGUUUCCCUGUGGAUGCCGAACUGCUGACAUGGGCAAAGCAGAUCCAUUCGAUGUGGGAGGAUGUAGCGCCGUUGCGCAGCAUGACCCAAGUGAAGGUCCUCACGCGGCAAAGCAGCGUGGAAGACCUGGGCGAUUUUUGCCUCUUUGCCUAUGCAAGUUCUUUGUUUCUGAUUUUUCGUCAUGAGCUCGAACCCAAGCACCUGCAAGAUUUGAAAGAUAUCAUGGGUUGGACGGAGUGGCCACUGGACUUUUCGGAAUCCUCCGGCUGGCCGGCAUAUUGGCGCAUGGCACCUGUGCACAUGGAAAAAAUGUUCCAACGUGGUGAUCUGAGUUUCAGCCUCGAAGAUCCCUGGGGUCGAGAGGAGCAACACUUGCCAACACCCAGCGUGGAGGAGGCUGAGGCAGCGCUGAUGCAGUGGAUGGAAACUUCCAGGUCUCUCAGCCGACCUCAGCCCUUCUCAGCUCAGCAACUGGCGCACCACGUGUCUCAGAGACUACUGAGACUGCUGGUGGCAGGUCAUCAUAUGGGCUCCUCCAUUGAACCCUACACCAUGCUGAAGACCGCCUUGGAAAACGCGAACUUGGACUUAGAGGUGCAGUUUCAUGGACAGCGUCAUCCAACGGUCACCAUGGCCUGUACCGUGUUUGGGUUUUGUCACGAGAACAAGGAGCUCUCGGAUUGGAUGCGGAAAUGGGAAUGGAAGCAUUCCUGGGAAGACGACUAUGAAUGGAUGCGAGACCAGUGGCCAGAGGCUUUGGAAGGGCUGGCUGCGGUUCUGAAGUCCGACAGCUUCUUCUCUCGGGUGCAGUUGGUGGUCUGUGGUGGUCCCGCAUGGUUUUGCACCAUGCUUCGAGCUGUCAAGGCCGUUCCCAUGUUGCUCUACUUUGCCUGGCCCAUGGUGCCACAUAUUCCGCCCAGCUUGAGGCCGCAGUUCCUGCUACAGAUUCAGACCUUGGCACAGGCAACUUCUCCACCAGCAGUCAUGGUUGUGGCCAACUGGAUCCUGGCAGCACAGUUCGCGUUGCAGGUGAGAUUGCCAACACCCGUGCAGCGCGUGCACGGGCUCUACACGCAGCAGCAGCACUCACCGGUGCCUGCGCCCAAUGGCAACCAUCGGAUCAUGUUCAGUCGCCUGGGCGUUUGGACAGGCGGCUCUGGGCCGGCUUUGCUGGAACUGCUCUGGUCAUUCUUCUACGAGGAGAACGAGAAGCGGCACUUCCCUUACGAGCCCGUUUUCCUCAGCGUCCGGGUGAGGGCGGUCGCCACAAUCUUCGACGUCACCUAUGAGGAGAUGUCGCAGUUCUACGCUUGCGUCUAUUGGCCCUGGGAUGUGAUGAUGAUGCUCUUUAACGAGCUUUACACCAUGUUGGUUCCCUUGUUCGUGCCGGACAAGCAGUGGGUUGUGACUUCCAUGCUUUGGGCUCUAAAGCACAGCACACAGAACUGGUGGCACAUCCGAGCCAAGAACGUGAGGUCCACCCUGCCCUCCGCCGAUGGCCCGGACGCGGACUUCCCGGUGCCGGAGCCGUGGAUCGACGACGCAGAGCACCGGGGAAUGGAGCAGGCAGCCUAUUGGUACUCCCUCACAGACUUUGAACAGUUUCCGCAUUUGACGCGCUUCCGCAGCUUCGCCGAGCUGAUGGAGCAGCUUCCCGCGCUGCGAACGGAGGAGGUGACGGAGGGCAUGCGGAAGUUCAACGAGGAGACUCUAGCGUCGUCUUUGGACUUCUACCGUUGGGCCGCAGCAGCCUUGCUCAAGACCUAA